Molecule: messenger RNA, 1068 nt
Organism: Lachancea thermotolerans CBS 6340
Lineage: Eukaryota; Fungi; Ascomycota; Saccharomycetes; Saccharomycetales; Saccharomycetaceae
Gene: EDC1
Product: Edc1p
Exons: 1
Coding region: 1-1068 (355 amino acids)
Source: RefSeq, a predicted model, not a curated record
AUGUCCACGGAUACGAUGUACCUCAACAGCUCGCGGCGGCUGCCUGCAGCUGGAAAGAACAAGUCCAGCCAACUGCAGAAGCCUGAGAAAAAACAGACAAGGAGCACUCGAAAGAACCGGACCCGGCAGGAGGCCUCAGCAGCUGAAGUGUUACCAAAGCCGCAGACACUGCCCAACGGCGAAAAGCCUGACUUUGGCAACUCUAGCAAGAAGCAGUACGGCAGGAAGAACCACGAGAGCUCCAGCGCCCCGAGGCCGUACGAAGCUCGCGAGAGCGCACAGAAAAAGAACCGCAGCAAAGACAGCAGCCCUAGUCACGUGGACACCACGCCGGCGAAAUCUCCGAGCGUUCUUGAGCGUUCGGCCGUGCGCCAGCUGACGCCGCAGUCAGUGGCUAACGCAUCACCUGUGGUAUCACCGCUGCCGCUUUCGAUGGCCGCGCCGCUGACAAUCUCGCCGCUUCCCCACCAACCCGGACUUUAUCAACAACAACAUCAGCAGAAUCAGUUUCAGCAGAACCAGUACCAGCAACAUCAGCAGUUCAACGCAGGCUAUCCUUAUCACCAUCCUCAGUUUUCCUCGUUGCCGCUACCUGCGGGCGCACACCAACCCAAUUAUGCCCUGUCUACAGGUGCCAUGCCUUACUUUACGUCGCCCCAGGCCCCUCUUAUGGGCCUUCCGGCACAGCAGGCUCCUCCUUUCUUUGGUAUGCCUCACCCACCGCCACCUGUGACGAUAAUGCCCGGUCAUUUCCCUCAUACCCCGCCAUCUCUCAACAACGUUCCUCCACCUCAGAUGUUUCAACAGACUUUCUCACCUGCUUCUGCGCCAACUUCUAUUUCAAGCUCAACGGAAUGCAGCGGGCCUGUGACAGCACUUCCAGAGGAGCCAAGAAGCUCUAGUGCUACUUCCAAUUCUACUUCCUCUUCUACGGGCGCAUCGGGCUCCAAGAAGCCUUCCAAGAAAACUCGCACAAGCGGGAAACUUGGACGCGGCGGUUAUGCUGGUGCUUCGUUUGCCACAAGCUUACCCUCAAUUACAAACCUUCCCAAACCAAGCUUUACUUGA